This is a messenger RNA of Brachypodium distachyon (stiff brome), 1111 nucleotides long. RefSeq names its product HVA22-like protein k. The transcript is spliced from 8 exons. The coding region runs from base 155 to 754 and encodes 199 amino acids. NCBI's taxonomy places the organism in Eukaryota, Viridiplantae, Streptophyta, Magnoliopsida, Poales, Poaceae. The record is from RefSeq and is a predicted model, not a curated record.
UUUACCCCGGCUUUCGCGUUGCAGCCGGCGUCGCGUCUCUUGCCCUUUGCUUGCUCGGAGCUCAAAUCGCCGCGGAUUCCUUGGCCUCCAAGCAGCGGCCUCACCCCGGCUCGCGCGCGGCCUAGGCAUCCCGGAUCCUCCUCCGCGGCGACCGAUGGCUGCUCUGCUAGCGCCCGCCAUCUCCGGCGAGGUGGGUUUACGGCUUUUACUGGCCCCAUUAAGCUCUAAUGUUGUCGUCCGCACAGCCAGUUGUGCAGUGGGCAUUGGUCUACCUGUAUAUUCUACUUACAGGGCCAUAGAAAAGAAAGAUCAAGAUGAGAAAGAGCGUUUGCUCCUUUAUUGGGCAGCAUAUGGAUCUUUCAGCAUGGUGGAAGUUUUUGCUGAUAAGCUUAUUUCAAGUGUUCCUCUUUAUUACCAUGUGAAAUUCGCUAUCCUUGUGUGGCUCCAGUUCCCUUCAAAUGGUGGAUCAAAGCAUGUGUACAGAAGAUACCUGCGGCCGUUUUUCCUGAAGCAUCAAGCAAAAAUUGAUAGAAUUCUGAAUAUUAUGUCCAAAGAACUUACGAAGUUUGUGAGCAACCAUGAAGACGAAAUCCGUUUCGUAGAGAACUUGGCUAUCAGAGGUGCUACAACAGCAAGUUAUAUAGUAAAUGGUGUCGACCAACCUGGACAACCAGAAGAAGUUAACACAGCCGAAGGCCCGAAUUCAACUGCUACGGAAGAAGCCGACACACCGAGAGGCGAAACUCGAGCUUGACUGUUUGUCUCUGCCAAAUGUAUCUUGUGCAGCAAGUACCAUCUUGUUGGAUAUGCUGCAGAAAUGAACCUUUAGGUCAUCCAGCUCGUCAGUUGAAUGUGAAUAUGUUAUCUCUUGAAAAAUCAGCUUGAACUAUGUUUCAAGCUUUAGGAGGGGUACUGCACACUUUGUACACUACGGUGCCACAAAAAAUUGAGCACCAGUUUGUGAGAGACCAUAUGAAAUUGACUGGAGUAUGAAAAUGUAGUUUCACAACUUGGGUUGUCGAUUUCAUUUCAUUUGUAGGUUUUGAUUCGUAUCUAAGUAACAAGUCUCCAGAAGAUGGAAUCAUGAAUACAACCGAUGUUUGUGGAGUAA